CCUCCUCGUCUCGAAAGUUUCAGCUUAAAAAACUUUCUAGUAGUUUUGACUCUGCUACCCCUUCAAAUUUUGACCGAUUUGACUUUCUCAGUUUGCGAAGUACCAUUGAAAUUGUAAAAAGAACUAGUGGUGGCCGUAAACUAGGAUGCAAUCUCAAAAGUUUUUCACUGUUGAGUCGAUCACUCGGAAGCGAGUGAAUUUGAGAGGAAGGAGCCCCAAGGAGAUGGAUAGAGAUGCGCUUAUUAAGAACGCGCAGUUGGAGCGCGGUCGCCGCCUCCAGUUGCGAAAGGAGACUACUGCAGCUCUCAAAAUUCAGCUACAGAAAUGCUUCAGAGCAAGACGGGCAGUGAGAGCUGCACGGUCUUUAGUACGUGAGCAGUUCUAUGGAACCUAUGACAGACAAUGCCAAAAUGUGAACAGGCAUUGCUUUGGCCCAGAUUCAGGGUUCCUCCGCCAGCUAUGUUUCUUUUUCAAUGCAAAAAAUGUUGAUGACUUUUCAGUCCUCGUUGAGACAUGCCGAUUACUUCAUCAUUUUGUUCAAGAUAAUGGAAAUGUUGAGAACCUCUUUGCAGGCAUCGACCGUUCAUUGGAUCGUGUUUUAGCUGCAUGCAGAGUGCGGAAGCUGGCAUUUGCUUGUUUGCAGGCUAUACAUCAGAACAGGAGUAAUCUGAAGGAUCAACUUUUAACGACUUCCGAAGAGUCUACCUUACCCACAGCUAUCUUGCUUCAGGCAGUUCUAUUGUUGAUAGAUCCUGAACGUCCAUGGGCUUGUGAAGUGGUUGAUUAUCUCAUUCAGAGAAAUCUAUUGACUCUACUUAGAGAAAUUAUUCUUGCAGUUAAGGCAAGUACGAAGGGUCGUAGUUCACAUGGGAAGAAAUCUUUAGUGGAGGAUGUGCUUACCCGUAUAGCAUCCCAUAUUUCCCAAGAGCUAGUUACUCCUCGGGAUACUGGUACAAAAUGGAGUCGUUGUUUCUCAUCACAGAUUCUUACAGUGCCUUUCUUAUGGCAGCUUUUCCCAUACUUGAAAGAGGAUUUUGCGUCUCCUAGACUGAGUCAGCAUUACAUUGAUCAGAUGGCAAGUGAUAUGGGGACUGAGAUUCCUGGUUAUGCCGAUCUUCUUGAUUUGUUGCUAGAUGCACCUCAGUGGCUAUUGCCUCUGGCUGUUUUCUGCACUGUCUACAAGUACAAGCUUAUGAUAGUUGAUGAUAAAGAGUUCUAUGAGCAGGGGAAGCCGCUAUCAUUGCACGAUUUACAAGAUUGGAACAACAGAAGUGAGUUUACUUCCCCUAGUGAUUUCCAUGUUGAUGAGCUUGUGGUUGAUAAUUGCUUUAUUUCUCAGGCAGCAAUAGUAGGUACAAAAGAAUAUGACAUAGUGAAUCAAGCUCCUGUUUUAAUUCCGUUUGCUGGCAGAGUCAAAAUAUUUAAUGCACAACUAGCAGCAGUUAAAAAACAGCAUCGGCCACAUGGACUUUUGGCUAGAAAGCAAUUUAGAAUUCGCCGGGAUCAUUUUUGGGAAGAUGCUUGUAGUCAGAUGAGGGCAUUGCCUGAAGAGGAUCUACGAGGAUUGAUACGUGUAACUUUUGUCAAUGAAUUGGGAGCUCCAGAAGCUGGUCUUGAUGGGGGUGGAAUUUUCAGAGAUUUUAUGGACGACAUCACUCCGGCUGCAUUUGAUUUGCAGUAUGGGUUGUUUAAGGAGACAUCUGGUCACCUUCUCUAUCCGAAUCCUGGAUCCGGAAUGAUUGAUGAACAACACCUCCAAUUGUUCCAUAUCCUAGGAACUUUUCUAGCAAAGGCCAUGUAUGAAGGGAUUCUUGUAGAUUUACCAUUUGCUAAUUUCUUCCUUAGCAAAUUGAAACAAAAGUACAACUAUUUGAUGGACUUGUCUUCCUUUGACCCAGAGUUAUAUCGCCAUUUGAUCUUUUUGAAGAAUUAUGAAGGGGACUUUUCCGAGUUGGGGCUCUACUUUAUAAUUGUAAAUAAUGAGUAUGAAGAGCAAAGGGAAGAGAAACUAGUUCCAGGAGGGGAAAACUUAGGUGUUACCAAAGAUAAUGUUUUUGAAUAUAUUUAUCUUUAUUGUAACUACCGUCUGAAUUUUCAGAUACAACAACAGAGUUCUCAUUUCCUUGGGGGAUUUCUGCAGCUUAUGCAGAAACAUUGGUUCAAUAUGUUUAAUGAGCAUGAAUUGCAGCUUCUGAUCUCAGGUUCACCUCAAAGCUGGGAUGUUGACGACCUUCAACUCCACACCAAUUAUACUGGUGGCUAUAAUAGUGGAGACUGCAUCAUUAAGAUGUUUUGGGAAGUCCUUAAAAGCUUUUCGCUGGAAAAUAAGAAGAAAUUUUUGAAGUUUGUGACUGGAUGCUGUCGAGGCCCUUCUCUUGGAUUCAAAUAUCUUGAACCUUUAUUUUGCAUACAAAGGGCUGCUGGCACUUUGGACCGAUUACCCACAUCAGCUACUUGUGUGAACCUUCUAAACCUCCCACCAUAUACAAGGUUUGUUGAAGUUGAUCUGGCACUUUCUGCACAUGCCAAUGCUCGCCGGUGGUAUGACAUGAAGAAAAAACAGGAGAGCAAACAGGAAAAGACUAUUACAGCACAUGAAAAGGCUUUCAAGGCAGCUGAGAGAAAGACUCAUCUUCAACUUUCACAGGAAAAAACUGCCGCUACAAUUUCACAUAUGCGCAAAGUUCACUGGUUUGAGAAAUUUAAUUGGUUCAUAAGCAGUGAGAACUAUCUAGUUAUUAGCGGACGUGAUGCACAACAAAAUGACAUGAUAGUCAAGCGUUAUAUGUCAAAAGGAGAUCUGGACAAAAGUAAUACACCUUCUGGGUUUACUCUAAAGUUAAGGAAGCAUAUACGCACGAGAAGGCUUGAAGAUGUGCGGCAACUUGGUUAUGAUAGGAUAAUUCUUUUCCAAUUUGGGUUGGGGGCCAAUGCGCAUUAUGUAAUACUGGAGUUAUAUGCCCAAGGAAACAUUCUUCUCACUGAUUCUGAAUUUACUGUUCUGACUCUUCUCCGCUCACACAGGGAUGAUGAUAAAGGGGUUGCAAUCAUGUCACGCCAUCGUUAUCCUACAGAGAUCUGUAGAGUUUUUGAUCGAACAACUAUUUCAAAGCUGCAGACAGCUCUUUCUUGUACUAAGGAACCUGAUGAGAAUGAAACUGCUCAGACCAAUGAAGGGGUAAGUGAUGUGUCCAAUGCACUAAGAGAAAAGCUGGGUAGCCGCAAGGGUGGGAAAUCUUCAGAGGCAAAUAAGAAUCCCAGUGAGAAUGCUCAUGUAAAACAAGUCACAUUGAAGAAUGUUCUUGGAGAGGCAUUGGGUUAUGGGCCUGCACUUUCUGAGCAUAUUAUUUUAGAUGCUGGCUUGGUUCCAAAUACAAAAGUUUCUAAAGAUAACCAGUUAGAUGAUGAUAAAAUUCAGGCUGUGGCCCAAGCUGUUGGGAGGUUUGAGGAUUGGCUACAGGACAUUAUAUCAGGUGACAAGGUUCCUGAAGGAUAUAUAUUAAUGCAGAAUAAGAAUCUGGUGAAGAAUGGAUUGCCAUCUGAACCAGGAAGCCAGAUAUAUGAUGAAUUCUGUCCUAUUUUACUAAAUCAAUUUAAGUUAAGAGAGCAUGUGAGGUUUGAAACAUUCGAUGCAGCUCUGGAUGAGUUCUACAGUAAAAUUGAGAAUCAAAGGGCUGAACAACAGCAAAAGGCAAAAGAGAGCUCUGCUGCUCAGAAACUAAACAAGAUUCGCUUUGAUCAGGAAAAUCGUGUCCAUACACUAAAGAAGGAAGUUGACCAUUGUAUCAGAAUGGCAGAAUUGAUAGAGUAUAACCUGGAAGAUGUGGAUGCUGCAAUACUAGCCGUACGUGUAGCACUUGCAAAGGGUAUGAAUUGGGAGGAUCUUGCUCGUAUGGUAAAGGAAGAGAAGAAAUUGGGAAAUCCUGUGGCUGGGCUAAUUGACAAGCUCCUUCUUGAGAGGAAUUGCAUGACACUGUUGUUGAGCAACAAUCUUGAUGAGAUGGAUGAUGAUGAAAAGACUCUCCCUGUGGAUAAGGUUGAAGUUGAUCUGGCACUUUCUGCACAUGCCAAUGCUCGCCGGUGGUAUGACAUGAAGAAAAAACAGGAGAGCAAACAGGAAAAGACUAUUACAGCACAUGAAAAGGCUUUCAAGGCAGCUGAGAGAAAGACUCAUCUUCAACUUUCACAGGAAAAAACUGCCGCUACAAUUUCACAUAUGCGCAAAGUUCACUGGUUUGAGAAAUUUAAUUGGUUCAUAAGCAGUGAGAACUAUCUAGUUAUUAGCGGACGUGAUGCACAACAAAAUGACAUGAUAGUCAAGCGUUAUAUGUCAAAAGGAGAUCUCUAUGUCCAUGCAGAUUUGCAUGGAGCUUCUAGUACUGUGAUCAAGAAUCACAGGCCUGAACAACUUGUACCUCCUCUCACUUUAAACCAAGCAGGAUGUUUUACAGUUUGCCACAGCCAAGCAUGGGACUCUAAGAUUGUCACCAGUGCUUGGUGGGUCUAUCCUCACCAGGUCAGUAAAACUGCUCCUACAGGAGAAUAUCUUACAGUUGGAAGUUUCAUGAUUCGUGGGAAAAAGAACUUCCUUCCUCCACAUCCGCUGAUAAUGGGCUUUGGUCUGUUAUUUCGUUUGGAUGAAAGCUCCUUGGGAUCACAUUUGAAUGAAAGGAGGGUAAGAGGUGAGGAAGAAGGGAUAAAUGAUGUUGAAGAAAGUGGUCCUCUUGAAGAAAAAUCAGAAUCAGAAUCUGAUAAUGAAGGUGAAGCUAUUGAUGCACAUCAAUUAGCAGUUGAAGGAAGAACUGACCUGAAUAAUGUUCUAACUGAGAAUGUAUCUAAUAUUGUUGGCAAUGAUGUUGCAUCAGUCACUCCACAACUUGAGGAUCUUCUUGAUAGAACUCUUGUGCUUGGCUCUGGUACUGUGUCUGGUAAAGUUUAUGGGUUUGAAACAUCUGAAGUUGAUUUAGAAGAUGAAGAUAAUCAUGAAGACAAGAAAGCUGCAGUUAGGGACAAGCCUUAUAUUUCAAAAACAGAAAGAAGAAAGCUCAAGAAAGGCCAGAGUAGUGAUGCUUCCAAUUCUAAAGUUGGGAAGGGAAAUGAAAAGGUAAAAGAGGCUGGGGGUUCUGUGAGUCAGCCCAAUACAGAUGCACAAAAUAAGAAGCAAGGUAGUGGAAAAAUGAGUCGUGGGCAGAGAGGCAAACUCAAGAAGAUAAAGGAGAAGUAUGCUGAUCAGGAUGAGGAAGAAAGAAACAUACGAAUGGCAUUAUUGGCUUCUGCUGGAAAAGUUAUCAAGAACGAUGGUGGGUCAGAAAAUGAAAAUGCUACCAAUGACAAAGAGAAGAAACCUGCUGCAAGAGUUCCUGAAGAUGCUAUAAAAGUAUGUUAUAAAUGCAAAAAGCCAGGUCACCUCUCUCGGGAUUGUCAAGAACAUCCAGAUGAUACUUUGCAUAUUGAUGAAAACGGAAUCAGAGAUGAUCACCGUGUGGGUGUGGAUGAUUCUAGUGAGUUGGACAGGGUAGCCAUUGAGGAAGAUGAUGUCCAUGAGAUAGGGGAAGAUGAGAAAGAAAAACUGAAUGAUGUGGAUUACUUGACCGGAAAUCCACUGCCCAGUGAUAUUCUCUUAUAUGCUGUUCCUGUCUGCGGACCUUAUAAUGCACUGCAAUCAUAUAAAUACCGCGUGAAGAUUAUUCCCGGAUCUGCAAAGAAAGGGAAAGCUGCAAAGACUGCCAUGAAUUUAUUUAGCCACAUGCCAGAGGCUACAAACAGAGAAAAGGAAUUGAUGAAAGCAUGUACAGAUCCUGAGUUGGUUGCAGCAAUUAUUGGCAAUGUGAAGAUCACAGCUGCGGGUCUUACCCAAUUGAAACAGAAGCAAAAGAAAAGCAAGAAGAGCAAGAAAGAAGAAAGCUAGGCAGAUAUGGAAUGACUGAAUUGUGAUAUCAACUACAGACAGACCUUGCUUCCUAAAAACUUGUUUUCACUUUGUUUAUCCCCUUAACUGGGGUGUAACCGAGAAUGUAUAUGAUAAGGACUCUGGAACCUCUUGCCUUGGACAAACCAUACAUAAAUCAAUGAAAAAUCUUGCAGGUUAUGCUUUGACAGUUUUUUCAUCUUCUCAGUUGUAUCAUCUAGCCUAGUAAUAAAAUUAUUUG
This is a messenger RNA of Rubroshorea leprosula, 6149 nucleotides long. The record is from the annotation of a GenBank genome assembly. Lineage: Eukaryota; Viridiplantae; Streptophyta; Magnoliopsida; Malvales; Dipterocarpaceae.